Corylus avellana is the source of this 2060-nucleotide messenger RNA. RefSeq lists its product as uncharacterized. NCBI's taxonomy places the organism in Eukaryota, Viridiplantae, Streptophyta, Magnoliopsida, Fagales, Betulaceae. Gene Ontology annotation, biological process: proteolysis. Gene Ontology annotation, molecular function: serine-type exopeptidase activity; dipeptidyl-peptidase activity. The record is from RefSeq and is a predicted model, not a curated record.
UUUCACAUUAUUCUUAAAAAUUAGGAGACAUAAUUCCAUAUAGGCAAGGACACACACGGCGACUUUCUCAAGAGACACAGAGGAGCCAGCUGCCCACGAGCAGUUUUUGAGCACCACUUCCUUCUAAUUAUAGUCAAUAGUCUAGUAAGAAGGCUAAACAAAUUUCAGCCAAAACCAACCUCCAUGGCUUUAUCCAUAGAUCAGAUGUUGUUUACUUUUUGAGAUUCCCUCUCUAUCUCUCUCUGUGUCUCUCCCUCUCUCUCUUGCCAUUUUCUCUGCAGACUGCAGAAAAUAGAACCCAGAAAGACAAGGAAAUUAAAUGGCUGCCGGGUUCUUACUUGUUUGGUUUUCUUUCUUCACUUUGUUGUCUUCUACAGUCUCAGUUGCAGAAUUUGCUCCUAAAUUUCCUUCUUCAAUAAUUCGGCCGGAGCAGCUCUUGGUUUCUACCAAAAACCAGCUUUACAAAACAAACUACUUCACCCAAACACUUGACCACUUCAAUUUCAAUCCCCAGAGCUACCAAACCUUUCAGCAGAGAUAUCUGAUCAAUGACACCUAUUGGGGAGGUGCUGAGAAGAAUGCCCCAAUCUUCGUCUACACUGGAAAUGAAGGAAAUAUAGAAUGGUUUGCUCAGAACACGGGUUUUAUGUUCGAAAACGCACCCCAUUUCAAAGCCCUUCUUGUUUUCAUCGAGCAUAGGUUCUAUGGGAAAUCCAUGCCAUUUGGGGGAAAGAAAGAUGUUGCUUAUAGCAAUACAAGUACACUUGGAUAUCUGAGCUCCACACAGGCAUUGGCAGAUUAUGCCACUUUGAUCACUGAUCUUAAGCAAAAUUUGACAGCAACCGACUCUCCUGUGGUGGUGUUUGGAGGUUCCUACGGAGGAAUGCUGGCAGCAUGGUUUAGGUUGAAGUAUCCGCACAUCGCCAUUGGAGCCUUGGCAUCUUCAUCUCCAAUUCUCAAUUUUGGAAAUUUGACAUCCCCAUAUAGCUUCAACAACAUCAUCACUCGGGACUAUAGGAGCGAAAGCGAGAGCUGCUACAAAGUGCUUAAAAGUUCAUGGCAACAAAUAGAAGAUACAGCAAAACAACCUGGAGGACUCCAUUUACUUAGAAAAUCAUUUAGAAUAUGCAAGAAUUAUAUUGAUGCAGGUUAUUUAGAGACUUGGCUUUACACUGCAUACGUUUACACGGCCAUGACCGAUUAUCCCACUCCUUCAAAUUUCCUAAAUCCCUUGCCAGCGUACCCAGUGAUACAGAUGUGUAAGGCAAUUGAUAAUCCAACGACUGGAAAUGACACAUUCGCAAAGUUGUACGGUGCAGCUAACAUCUACUAUAACCACAGUGGAACUGCCACAUGCUUCAAUCUAAACGAUAAUUCCGAUCCUCAUGACCUCAGUGGAUGGGGUUGGCAGGCGUGUACAGAGAUGAUAAUGCCAACAAGUGGAAACAAUAAGGAGAGCAUAUUCCCAGCUUCAGAGUGGAACUAUAAAGCUCGGGUCACUUACUGCAAAAAUAGCUUUGACAUUGAACCCCGACCCAAUUGGAUUACUUCUGAGUUUGGUGGCCAUGAUAUCCACAGGGUUUUGAAAAGGUUUGGGAGCAACAUUAUCUUCUUUAAUGGCUUAAGGGACCCUUGGAGUGGUGGAGGGGUGCUGAAGAGUAUAUCCAAAAGCAUAGUCGCUAUUGUUGCAAAAGAAGGGGCUCACCACGUGGACCUGAGGUUCUCAAGUAAGGAAGAUCCACAAUGGCUUAAAGAUGUGAGGAAGAAAGAAGUGAAAAUCAUCACAAAGUGGAUCUCACAAUAUUACCAUGACUUGGCCCAUUUCUGAUUUCUCUGCCUAAGGAGAGCUCAACACCACUGCAUUUUCAUGGAACUUGAAGCCAAACUGGCUUAAAAGGCUAAGUCUGAAGGCUUUCUCAUUUCUCUUAAAUAAAAGGGUUUUUUUUUUUUUGUUAAUAUACUUCAUUGUAUGAUAACAUGCAUUGCUUUUACAUUACUCACAUUUACAUUAUUGCUCCAAAAAAAUUAAUUAAAUUAUAAUAAAAGUUCUCUGCAAUUAU